AUGGAGGCCUUUGACGGUAUUCCAUGGUCUGUAGACCUUACUAUCUCACCUACAAGCCUGCUCAACACAGCUGUAUUCACUAUCUUGCUGUUGAUCAAGAUAUUAUUCAACCUUGGUCCAAGCUUCGAGCAAGUAUUCGAUGGCCUCCGCAUAUAUUGGGCAUCCGACAGGAUCCGAAAGAUAAAGGAGCUCUUCCAAACAAAAAAUCAGCUCAAGGAACAAUCAGACUGGAUCAAGGAGUGGGAGUAUUUGGACGCCGAGCAAAAAGCCCUAAAGCAGCGUGAUAUAUUCCUACGAGAGACAUUCAUCGAAUAUGCAACCAAGGAUAAACUUGACGAACUCGACGGACUCGAUACCUUUGGCCCCAAGAUCUGGGAAGAUAAGCUGGCAGACUCGAAAACUAGGCUGUGGCUGAAUAAAAAGGCACAUCUUGACGCCUCCAAGAAAAUGCCAGAGGGCCCCAGGAUAAGGGGUUGGAUGGCAAAUUCAACCCGUGCUCAACAAGUGAUAUCAAAGAUCGGAGAGUCACGAUAUCUUGCGCAGGAAAAACACGCAAAACCAUGCAGGGACAACGGUGGAUGCUGUGCGAGAGCCUGUGGGUGCUGCAAGAAGCCCCGGGACGUGUCUCCCGAGGGAGAGAUAUACUACGCACAUUGCACAACCCUCUGUCUCUGCUGCAUUCGCAGUAGAGGAUUUGUAAGGCUGGACUUGACUGUCGGUGCCAACGUUCCAGGGUUCGUCAAGCUCACCGAUGAGGAUACGUUCCCCCAAGAUAUAAACAAGUUCCUUCCAGAGAUUCCGACUGGCCAGAUGACGGAGGAGAGUCCAGAAUCUCCAGCUCCCCGAGAGGCAGAAGUUCAGAGUGUAGAUGAAGACUUUGACGAAUGA
This is a messenger RNA of Microsporum canis CBS 113480, 888 nucleotides long. RefSeq lists its product as uncharacterized. NCBI's taxonomy places the organism in Eukaryota, Fungi, Ascomycota, Eurotiomycetes, Onygenales, Arthrodermataceae. The transcript has a single exon. The coding region runs from base 1 to 888 and encodes 295 amino acids. The record is from RefSeq and is a predicted model, not a curated record.